GUUCAACAAAUGUUGAGUUCAGUUGCUACUCUGUCCAAAGCACCGUGUUGUGGGAAAUACCAGAGAAGAGCAAGACAAGGCCCUUACCCUCAAAGAACCUUGUCUAGCUGGGAAGAUGAGACAUAUGCCUGUGAAAUAGACAAUGAUUUUAGGGAAGAACUGUUGGCCAAUGACUGGACUUUCACUGUUCAACACUAUUUGACAUGAUGGGACCAGGUAGAUCAGCUUCAACCUGUGUUCAUCUAGCAUCUAAUAUCCAACCAGAUGGGAUGUGUGACCCCAGGAGACAGCAGACCCAGCUGCAAUUUAAUAGAAGUGUUCCUCCACAUUCAAGCAACUUGGCAAUUCGAUAUUCUAGCCCACAUGCUAUUAGAAUUGAAAAAUUGAAGCAUUCCAACAGUGAGCCAUAUUGUAAAGAUUUGGAUUUUAGAAGUGGUCUUGACCUAAGCAGUUCUGUUUCAUUUUCUGUCGUAUCAGAAGAGAGACUUAGCUAUGCUGUUCACCUAGCCAAAAGAGACGUAAAACGAAGACAAUUUGAAGAACACAUAAAAAAACAUCAACUCAAACCCCAAAUCUCUAAGAAAUGUGGACACACUAAGCCAAAAAUACCUGACCACAGUGUAGAUAGGAAGGAAUCAAAGAAUCAGGAAGCCUAUCCAUACAUCCACCAGCCGUCCAAAGUAGAAAUUUCCAGCUCAGGCGCCAAAGUGUUUCUAUAUACGACUCAUCCAGGACAGUCGAAUCUUACCUUGCCGAAUCCUCCACCCACCCAGGAUCCAAGACUUCAAACACAUAUUAAGAUGAGUGACCACAAAAGCCUAUGUGAACAUAAAAGCCUGCUAGAAGUUCAACGGCUCCGGAAAGAAUUGAGCAAUUGUAUCUGUAAAAUUGAAGAAUUAGCUAAAAAAGAUCGAACGGAAGAUACUUUGGAUCCAGAUGAAGAAAAGCGAGUCCGCAUAAGGAGGCAGGAGCAAGCUGUUCGUUCUGCCCGGAUGCUCUACGUUCUCCAGCAGCAGGUUAAAGAAAUCCAAGAAGAAUUGGAUAAGUUGAGUCCACAUAAAACUAAACAUACAAAGAAGUCAUGGGCAAUGUCAAGGCUGGCAGCUGCCCAUCGAGGAGCCAUCCGGGCCUUACAAACAUUGGUCACUCAGUAUACUGACCGAGGAGAGGACCCAGUUCCUGCUCGCUGUAGGGAGCUGGGUAGUCUUAUCCGCCAGCUGUCACUCUGUUCUGCCAAGCUAGAUGUUGAUUCUUCUGUUCCUGAUGUGGUUAUAGAGAUACUGCAACAAAUUGAGGCUUUGGAAUCCCUCCUGGAAAAGAAAUUAUCACCAAAAAAAGUGAAGAAAAGUUUCAGUGAAAUUCAAAGCAGAUUUCCUAUUGGUGGCCACAGGGCCUUAGAGAGAUGGCAGAGUAUAUCUUCAAAGAGUGAAAGGAGACCCUUCAUAGCAAAGGAAAUACUUCCACAGGAAACAAAACCACCUUCAGUGCCAAAGACGUGUCUUGCUGGUAACUAUCCAUCUGAUGCAGAGAUUCUAGUGACUAAAAGGUUGGAGAAUGAGCUUGAUGUAUUAGAUAUUGAUAUCCCCCUGGAAAAAGCUCCAUCUGUUUUAGAUGAAAAUGCAAACUUCAAGGAAAAGGCAUCAGCCUUGGCAAAAACACGAGCAGUGAAAAAGAAGUCUGUAACUUAUGUGCCAUUUAAGAAGAAAAAUAGUCUGGUGCCAGCAAGACAGCAACAGCAAGGACUCCACAAAGCUGAAAAAAGUAGACCAACCCAAUUUCACAGCAAAAGCAGGUUGCAGCAGACAACGGUUUCAUCCAGAUUAAAAAUGAGCCAGCAGCCUAUGAAAGAGCGUAGGGCUCCUUGGAUACCUCCAAACCCUACAUCUCCUCCAGCAUCUCCUAAGUGUGCUGCUUGGCUAAAGGCAAAUUCUAGCUCCAGAGAGGCAACAAAAGAACAAUCUCUCCAGCAAGAAGAAAAUCGAGAUGAAAAUCAGUUUAGAGAUGCUAUUGACCAGGAAGCAGCCAGACUUGCUUGGCUUGAUGCUGAAACUUCUAAAAGAUUGAAAGAACUGGAAGAAUUAAAAGCUGAAGAAAUGGAUAAAAUGCAAAAGCAGAGAGUUUCUGCCAACCAGUUAGCAGACAAGGUAGAGAAGGCAGUUUUGGAACAUUUGAAGCCUCUCCUGGUCAAGGCCCAGCAAGUCAAUUCUUCCCUGGAAGUAGACGCUCCAGUGCAGGAUCAGCCAUCAAUGGAGACAGUAAUAGCUAGACUUACAGAGAAGUUGGAUGGUUUUUCAGAAGAAACUGCUCCUGAGCCCUCAGCUGUGAUUCACUCUGAGAUCUUGGAGUCUGAAGCCUUAGCCACCUUGGAGGACAGCAAGGACAACCCAUUUCUGGAGACCAUGAUUCUCCGAAUGGAGGAAAUGGAAAAAUACCAGGAGACAGUUCGUCAAAGAUAUAAUAAAAUUGUAUAUGCUGAUCCUCAUCUUUGGAUGCAGGAAGUAAAGAAUGAUCGAAAGAUCCCAGUAAGUGAAAUGCCUCUACUACCUCAGCCUAUCCAGAUCACAAAGAGAGCAGCUCAGAAAGACAGGGAUGUGAACAUCAUGUUAAAAAGGCCCUGCAGUGGCAAUUCCCUAGAUGAAAGUGUGGAAACAGAGGAGCAAUCAGAGAGAAGAGAGACUCCCCAAAUCUCUCUUGAAAGUUCUCAACAGAGAGAGGGUGAAAUUGCCCUCUUUGUUCCCCAGGAUAUGCGGCACAACAUCAGAGACUACUGCAGCCGUUUCGAGCAGUACCUCCGGAUGGUCUCUCACGAGGCUGUGGGCUCCUUCAACCCGUGGCUGCUUGCCGAGAGCUUUUCAGAAGAAUUGAUAGAUGAAGCUUUGGGAGCUGUGGCUGCUGAACUUCAGGACAUGUGUGAAGAUUAUGCAGAAGCUGUGUUCACCUCAGAAUUCUUAGAGGCUGCUCCAUAAAGACUCCAAGGCUGGGCCUGACAUGUCACACUGGAGAAGAGAUGGCACUGCCCAUGUUUGAGCCCAUAUAUGUCCUCAGUUCUUCCUCCAAGUGAGAAGGUGCUCCCCCUCCCCACCCACCCAAGGAAGGAAAUGCCAGUGGGGCUGUCUCAUUGUUUUUCUUGUUGUCAUGGCCGUGAUCCUGUCGCAUAGCAGUGAAGGAACCUGUUAUAUUCAUCAUUUCCCCCAGAAACAUAAAUUAUGACAAUAUAUUUUCUGAUUGUAUGAUUCUCUUAAUGAAAUAUUAUGCUCAUUCCACUUACUCAGUUGGGUGAUCAGAGUGUUUUAGAAUGUAAUUAGUAUUAUGUCCCAUAGGGAUUAAAUUGCUUUUGAGCCUUCAGGUAUCAUUGAUGGUAACGGAAAAGUGCAGUUGCUAUAUGGUCCCAACCCUGACUUGUGUUUCCUUUGGUGGUAGUUUCCUAUCAGGACACCUGUCCCUACUGGGUUACAGACUCCUAUAGAGCCCAGAGGUUGUUUAUGCUUCUAAACCUCCUCUCUGUUACACUUAGUAGAAAUAGGAACCCAGUUAAUCAGUGCACUGUGUUCAUUACACAUCUCUAAUGUUCUAGACUUCCCCAAGUCUUACUGCUGAGUGUUAACAACUUCUGACAUAUGAAACUUUGAAUUUAGAGAAAAAUAUAGAAGAAUGUUUGACUUCUUCAUUAGAGGCCAGGUGUCUCCUGUGCUUUGUUGAGGUUCCUGAACUCAGCUCCACCUCUGAUAAGGUCAUACAUUCCUAGGGUUUCAUCCCACAAAGUAGCCUUGCAUGGGAGAAGAGAAUCAGCCUGGAUUAUAUGAGACUUCUUCCCAGAGAAACAGAGGAACUUGAGGACUUUAACAGCUGGUCUUUUGCAUCUUGUCAGACAGAUUUUACCAAGAUCAAAGCCUCUUUUCAGAAAAAGACAACAAAUGUUCAUAAAAGUAAGGCCACUGCCUGGAAAAAAGUUUCCCUCAAUUUUUUCCCUGAGGCUUCUGGUGAAAGAAAUGUGAAGAGUGAUGUGAGACACCCCACAGAAUAAUGUGAAUCUUUUUAUAACACAGUGUUGUCAUCUGGGAUUUUUCUCUGAAGUGUGAGUAUUUCAGGUGAUAAUUUCAGCUGCUUGAUCUCACUUAUUAUUUGUGUGAAAUUGAUUUUCAUUUAAUGUUACUGUUUUCCUGCUUAGUUUUAUAUAUGCUCAGAAUUAAAGACUUCAAGGGAAAUCAAGUCUUUAAUUGAGAAGUUACAUGUAACACUUUAAUUGUUUAGAGUGUCAUUGAUAGCUUAAUUUGUAUGGUGGUUUUUACUGUGUUCAUUUUUAAAAUAAACUCAAUAUUUUAAGGUUUA
Messenger RNA from Sorex araneus (European shrew), 4329 nucleotides. RefSeq names its product KIAA0753 ortholog. Gene Ontology annotation, biological process: centriole replication; protein localization to centrosome. Gene Ontology annotation, cellular component: centriolar satellite. The transcript is spliced from 18 exons. The coding region runs from base 204 to 2966 and encodes 920 amino acids. NCBI's taxonomy places the organism in Eukaryota, Metazoa, Chordata, Mammalia, Eulipotyphla, Soricidae. The record is from RefSeq and is a predicted model, not a curated record.